UUUUUCAAGUGAAUAGAGGUAAAAAGUGUUAGAGGAAGGUGAAUGUUAAUGCUAGGGAUUUUUAAGAAUCUGUCUAGGAAAAUGGAAUUUAAGAGAAAUUUUUUUGUAAAAUUUAAACCUUUAAAAAGGGGACUAAUAAAGAGUUAAUAUAAAGGGGCUAUUCGGGCUAGUGUUGUUUCCCUCCCUCCCCUCCUAGACUGGUGCUGCUGCUAAAAUUUUUUUUAAAGAAGAAAAAAAAGAGGAAGAGGACAACAACAACCAUUUUAUAUAUAAAAUAUACUAAUACACACAUUAAUUUCGAAAUGAUUCCAAAAUGGUUUUAUUGUCAAAAGGAAAGAAAAAUGUGCAAUUUGGGGUGCGCGGGAUAUGAGGCAUUUGAACUGAAGGAAAAAAUUUUUUGGAAAGAAAAUUGGAGGACGCUUUUAAGAGGAAAGGGAGGAGGGAGAGGAUUUUGGAGUGAAUGA
Meloidogyne enterolobii is the source of this 464-nucleotide messenger RNA. Lineage: Eukaryota; Metazoa; Nematoda; Chromadorea; Rhabditida; Meloidogynidae. The record is from the annotation of a GenBank genome assembly.